AGAAAUUAAGGGGGUAAUAUGAAAAUUAGAAAUGUAUCGUAACUUGUAUGAGCGUUGGUUGGACUCAAAAGGUAAAGUUGUUAAAAGUACUUUUCUAACUAACUCUUCCAUUUUCGAACCUUACAACUUCCAAAGGCUUUGGAGUUUUCAUCUUCAACGUUAUCAGCAGAAUGGCAACAACUGAUUGGCAUUGUGAGAAAAGACUCAGUUUAACGAAUGAAUCUCCUCAAUCGGUAGAUAAUGAAAAUGGACCUGAAACUGGAUCACUCUCAAUUGUUGUGCUUGGUGCUUCUGGUGAUCUUGCUAAGAAGAAGACAUUUCCAGCACUUUUCAACCUGUACAAGCAGGAAUUCCUACUUGAAACUGAAGUUUGUAUUUUUGGCUAUGCAAGAACAAAAAUAUCUGAUGAAGAAUUGAGAAACCGCUUACGUGGCUAUCUUAUUAAGGACAAAGAUGCUUCCUCUGAACAGUUGGAGGCUGUAUCAAAGUUUUUGCAACUGAUCAAAUAUGUAAGUGGCUCAUAUGAUUCUGCGGAUGAUUUCCGUUUGUUGGAUAAAGAGAUUUCCAAGCAUGAAUCUGAAACAAACACUGCAGAGGGCUCUUCUCGGCGCCUUUUCUAUCUUGCACUUCCUCCUUCGGUGUAUCCAUCGGUUUCCAAGAUGAUCAAGACUAAUUGCAUGAAUAAAUCUGAUCUCGGUGGGUGGACACGUGUAGUUGUUGAGAAGCCUUUUGGUAAGGAUCUGGAAUCUGCAGAGCAACUCAGCACUCAAAUUGGAGGGUUGUUUGAAGAACCCCAAAUUUAUCGUAUUGAUCACUACUUGGGAAAGGAGUUAGUACAGAACAUGUUGGUACUUCGUUUUGCAAAUCGCUUGUUCUUGCCUCUAUGGAAUCGCGACAAUAUUGCUAAUGUGCAGAUAGUUUUCAGAGAAGAUUUUGGAACUGAAGGUCGGGGUGGAUAUUUCGACCAAUACGGAAUCAUCCGGGAUAUCAUUCAAAACCAUCUGCUACAGAUAUUUUGCUUGGUUGCUAUGGAAAAGCCUGUUUCUCUCAGGCCUGAGCACAUCCGGGAUGAGAAAGUGAAGGUUCUUCAAUCCGUACUUCCUAUUAAAGACAAUGAGGUUGUUCUUGGACAGUAUGAGGGCUAUAGAGAUGAUCCAACUGUACCUGACAAUUCCAACACUCCAACUUUUGCAUCUGUUAUUCUGCGAGUACACAACGAAAGAUGGGAGGGUGUUCCUUUCAUACUUAAAGCAGGGAAAGCCCUAGGAUCAAGAAAAGCAGACAUACGGAUUCAGUUCAAGGAUGUUCCUGGUGAUAUUUUCAAGUGUCAGAAGCAGGGUAGAAAUGAGUUUGUUAUACGCCUGCAACCUUCCGAAGCUAUGUACAUGAAACUUACGGUCAAGCAACCUGGUCUGGAGAUGUCAACUGCUCAAAGUGAACUUGAUUUGUCAUACAUACAACGCUACCAGGGGGUAGCCAUACCAGAGGCCUAUGAGCGUCUAAUUCUUGACACAAUUAGAGGUGAUCAACAACAUUUUGUUCGCCGAGACGAGUUAAAGGCAUCUUGGGAGAUCUUUACACCACUUUUGCACAGAAUCGAUAAGGGUGAACUCAAAUCAAUCCCUUACAAAUCUGGAAGCAGAGGUCCUGCAGAAGCUGAUGAAUUGCUCGAAAAAGCUGGAUAUGUUCAAACACACGGUUAUAUAUGGAUCCCUCCUACUCUGUCUCCUACUCUCUAAAAAGAUCGGCGUCUUCAUACACUGCACGACAAUUUUCAGUUGCUUAUACUCAAUAAACUCGAGAAGAUUACAUUGGAACUGUGACUUUCUCAGACAAGGUUAAUUAUUUGCAUUAAGCUUUCAAAAUAAUAUGUCAGUGAUUGCAAAAGAAAUGGAAAAUAAAGUUCAUUCCUCUUUUGUAUAGUUUAUCUUCAUUUUCUCUUUGAUUGUAAAAGCAAUGAAUACAUAAACACUUAUUUCAUAUGAUCUUAUUAAACGAGUUCUUAAUUAAA
Messenger RNA from Lathyrus oleraceus (garden pea), 2011 nucleotides. RefSeq names its product glucose-6-phosphate 1-dehydrogenase 6, cytoplasmic. Gene Ontology annotation, molecular function: NADP binding; glucose-6-phosphate dehydrogenase activity. Gene Ontology annotation, biological process: glucose metabolic process; pentose-phosphate shunt, oxidative branch. Bases 171 to 1739 code for a protein of 522 amino acids. NCBI's taxonomy places the organism in Eukaryota, Viridiplantae, Streptophyta, Magnoliopsida, Fabales, Fabaceae. The transcript is spliced from 16 exons. The record is from RefSeq and is a predicted model, not a curated record. Gene Ontology annotation, cellular component: cytosol.